AUGAGCGGUCCUAUAAAGUGGAGGACUAGUAAGCCGGACUUCAGCGAACUCGAUCGACUCUUCAUGAACGAAAAAACCAGAAAUCACAAGGAGGAUUCUCUUGAAAUUACGGUAGAAAAUUUAGUGAAGACAUGGGAGAUGGAGGCUUCUCACAAAGUACUCGUCAAGGAUUGGAAAUCGGUUGAUACCCAAAAAUUUUGCCUACGAACGAAUAAGGGUAAAAAAUUUAGUGUAGAAAACUUAAUCAAACUCGGAAGUUAUAACUGCUUGAUGCAAGGUCAGCCCCUCUAUGAUGCCAAUACUCAUACUUUCCAGUCCUCUCAUGAAAAUUUUCGAGGGGCAUUUCGAGAUGGAUUUUCUUGGGAAGUCCUCGAUGUUUACUCAGGUCCUCCAGUGGUUGCAUUUACCUGGAGACACUGGGCAAAAUGGAAUGGAUCGUACAAAGGUAACCCUCCCUCGGGGAAAACUUUGGAAAUGUUUGGCGCUGCAGUUGUUCGAGUUAAUCAGAAAAUGCAAAUUGAAGAUCUAGAUGUCUACUAUGAUCCAAAUCAAAUUUUGGUACCAUUAAAUAAUUUAAAGGGUUCCUGUAACACAUCCAGUUAA
Messenger RNA from Trichoplax adhaerens, 603 nucleotides. RefSeq lists its product as uncharacterized. The record is from RefSeq and is a predicted model, not a curated record. Bases 1 to 603 code for a protein of 200 amino acids. Lineage: Eukaryota; Metazoa; Placozoa; Uniplacotomia; Trichoplacea; Trichoplacidae. The transcript is spliced from 3 exons.